Trichoderma gamsii is the source of this 1023-nucleotide messenger RNA. RefSeq lists its product as hypothetical. NCBI's taxonomy places the organism in Eukaryota, Fungi, Ascomycota, Sordariomycetes, Hypocreales, Hypocreaceae. Gene Ontology annotation, molecular function: oxidoreductase activity; zinc ion binding. The transcript has a single exon. The coding region runs from base 1 to 1023 and encodes 340 amino acids. The record is from RefSeq and is a predicted model, not a curated record.
AUGUCUCUCCCCAAGACUUACAAGGCCAUGGUCACGCUCGAGGCCAACAAGCCCUUCACUUUACAAGAGCUCCCCCUAAAGCUCCCCGAAGCCGGACAAGUCCUCGUCAAAGUCCUUGCCUGCGGCGUCUGCCUGUCCGAUGUCUUCAUUAUCAACGGCCACAUGGGCACCACCUACCCGCGCGUCACUGGCCACGAGAUUGUCGGCGACGUCGUCGCCGUCGGUGAAAACGUAACCCGCGUCUCUGUCGGCGAGCGUGUCGGCGGUCCCUGGCACGGCGGCCACGAUGGAACUUGCCGCGCCUGCCAGCACUCACAGUUCCAGUUCUGCAGCAACCAAAAGGUCAACGGAGUCAGCUUCGACGGCGGAUAUGCCGAAUACGUGCUUCUGCGAGCUGAGGCCGCGGUGCGCGUGCCCAAGGAAGUCGACCCCGCGGAAGUUGCUCCGUUUUUGUGUGCUGGUGUUACUGUUUUCAACGGGAUGCGCAAGCUGCGUGUUGAGCAAGGAGGACUUGUGGCUGUGAAUGGACUGGGAGGAUUGGGUCACUUGGCGGUGCAAUACGCCAGCAAGAUGGGAUACGAGGUUGUCGCCAUUUCAUCCGGAGACGACAAAGAGGCGCUGGCCAAGGAGCUCGGAGCCAACCACUACAUCAACGCCAAGAAAGCGGAUGCUGUCGCCGAGAUUCUCAAGCUGGGCGGCGCCGACAUGAUUGUCCAGACGGCUCCCAACCCCGAGACCAUCAGCAAGCUCGUCAAGGCUCUGGGACCCGGCGGCAAGCUGCUCAACCUCUGUGUUGUUGGAGAGGUCCCCAUUGACACGGCCACUCUGGUUUCCAAGGGCGCGAGUGUUCACGGCUGGCCGAGCGGACACGCAAGUGAUAGUGAAGAUGCGAUUCGAUUUGCACUUACACACGGUGUUCGCUGCAUGAUUCAGAGAUAUCCGCUUGAGGAGGCGCAGCAGGCGGUGGACGAUUUAAUUGCCGGAAAGCCUCGGUUCAGGAAUGUGUUGGUGAUGAACCAGUGA